CUUGUGCGUCAUCUCCACGCGCGUCUCACCGCGCGCGGAGCAGGUGGCGCGGAUUAAGGACGUCAAGAUCAUUGACAGCGUGAAGCCGCGGUGCCUGCUGCUGCCAUGGUGGCUGGUGGCUGGGUACACUAUGUCUAGACUGGGGGCCCUGGGCGGCUCCCGCGCCGGGUUGGGACUGUUACUUGGUACUGCCGCCGGCCUUGGAUUCCUGUGCGUCCUUUACAGCCAGCGAUGGAAACGGACCCAGCGCCGUGGCCGGAGCCACAGUCUGCCCAACUCCCUGGACUAUGCGCAGGCUUCAGAGCGUGGACGCCAGGUGACACAGUUGCGGGCUAUCCCAGGGGAAGCUGGAGAUGCUGCGGUGCUGCCCAGCCUCCCACAGGAAGGACAGGAGAAGGUGCUGGACCGCCUGGACUUUGUGCUGACCAGUCUUAUGGCACUGCGGCGUGAGGUAGAGGAGCUUCAGAGAAGCCUGCAAGGACUGGCUGGGGAGAUUGUCGGGGAGGUCCGAUCUCAUAUAGAAGAAAACCAGAGAGUGGCUCGUCGGCGCAGGUUCCCUUUCGCCAGGGAGAGGAGUGACUCCACCGGCUCCAGUUCUGUCUACUUCACUGCCUCCUCCGGGGCGACACUUACAGAUGCAGAGAGUGAAGGAGGUUAUACAACAGCCAACGCGGAGUCUGACUAUGAGCGGGACUCUGACAAGGAGAGUGGGGACGCUGAGGACGAAGUGAGCUGCGAGACUGUGAGGCUGGGGAGGAAGGACUCUCUGGACCUUGACGUGGAGGCAGCAUCCAGUCCGGCUUCGGCUACCUUGGAGGAUGAUGACUCCUUGGGCCUUGAGGAUGUGCAGCUGGUCCUGCAGCAGGCGGAUGAGCUGCACCAGGGCAGUGAGCAGGACAAGAGGGAAGGCUUCCAGCUGCUGCUCAACAAUAAGCUGGCGUAUGGAAGCCGACAAGACUUUCUGUGGCGCCUGGCCCGGGCCUACAGUGACAUGUCUGAGCUUACUGAGGAGGAGAGCGAGAAGAAGUCAUAUGCCCUAAAUGGAAAAGAAGAAGCAGAGGCUGCUCUGAAGAAAGGAGAUGAGAGUGCUGCAAGCCACCUGUGGUAUGCAGUGCUUUGUGGUCAGCUGGCUGAGCAUGAGGGCAUCUCGAAGCGUAUCCAGAGUGGCUUUAGCUUCAAGGAACAUGUGGACAAAGCCAUUGAACUUCAGCCAGCAGACCCCAGGGGUCACUUUCUUCUUGGCAGGUGGUGCUACCAGGUUUCUCACUUGAGCUGGUUGGAAAAAAAAACGGCUACAGCCUUGUUUGAAAGCCCGCUUAGUGCCACUGUGCAGGAUGCCCUGCAGAGCUUCCUUAAGGCUGAGGAACUACAGCCAGGAUUUUCAAAAGCUGGACGGGUAUAUAUUUCUAAGUGCUAUAGAGAAUUAGGAAAAAACUCUGAAGCUAGAAAAUGGAUGAAGUUGGCUCAGGAGCUGCCAGACAUCACUAAUGAGGAUUCAGCUUUCCAAAAAGACCUGGAAGAAUUGGAAGUAAUUUUAGGAUACUAAUCAUACUUCAAUUACUCAGGGGCUACUACUUAAACGUGGAAAAGAAAAUCAAGUUGCUUUUUUCCCGUGACCCCCUAUUGAGUUCAGGAAACAAGCAAGAUGUCCUGACCCCUGGAGAUUUGACUGCUACCACCAUCAUCCCUCAACUUUUUAUGUUAUCAGUUAAUUUAUUCUAAUUUCCUACCUUAAUUUAAAUUGGGGGUGUACUUGCAGCUAAGGUUUCUGCUUUCUUCCUCCUCCUAAGUGAAUUCUUGAAAAACCAAGACAUAGGGUUUAAUGUGGACACAGCCCGGAAGGCCAAGAGCUGAGAAUGAAGUAGCAGAACUGUCUCCCAACUGCCAGUGAGGUAGAUGAACUUCAAAGAGCCACGGCAACAAAGCAUAGGACUUGUAACCUUUUUGCUAAUAUUCAACACAUAUUUAUUGUCCUUUAAUGUCACACCCUACCUAUGAGGACAAAAGGAGCCACCACAGCCCAAUUCCUGCCCUCCAAUCACCCAUCAUGUAUACUCUAGCUGUAUUCCUGGGUGAGGGCUGGACCAUGGGACCUCCGGAGUUCUGGCAGCUUUUGGGAUGACAGCACUGGCAAAGGGUCUAUAAGUAUAUUUUGAAAGUGAUCUAUCUGAAGAGGUGCCUGGAAUAUUUUUUGGUACAAAUUUGAAAUAAACUAAAUUUGAUUAGAAGGAUA
Messenger RNA from Mastomys coucha (southern multimammate mouse), 2233 nucleotides. It is a transcript of the gene Rmdn3, whose product is annotated as regulator of microtubule dynamics 3. The transcript is spliced from 13 exons. Gene Ontology annotation, cellular component: spindle microtubule; cytoplasm; mitotic spindle pole. The record is from RefSeq and is a predicted model, not a curated record. Lineage: Eukaryota; Metazoa; Chordata; Mammalia; Rodentia; Muridae. Gene Ontology annotation, molecular function: microtubule binding. The coding region runs from base 131 to 1546 and encodes 471 amino acids.